GUGUAAUUUCCCGCUAUUAUGCAAUGGCACUUCAACCGAACCAAGAAUUAAAGCUUGAUUUGUCCCAGGAGCAGGGGUUCCUGGCCUACUACAGAACUUUGCCAGAGAAAUCGGGCACCACAAUCAGAUUCUUUGACAGAUCUGACUAUUACACUGUCCAUGGGCAAGAUGCUUUGUUUGUUGCUAAGGAUGUUUUCAAGACAAACACUGUUGUCAAGUACCUAGGCUCAGGGGAGAAGAAAGUGGAGUCAGUGUGCCUCAGCAAGAUGAACUUUGAGGCCCUUGUGCGUGACCUACUGUUGGUGAGACAGUAUCGAGUAGAAGUGUACAAGAACAAGGGAGGAGCCAAGAACAACGAGUGGAGUCUUGGAUACAAGGCCUCCCCGGGCAAUCUGACCCAGUUUGAGGACAUCUUGUUUGGCAGUUCUGACAUGUCAAACUCUGUCGGAGUGGUAGCGGUGAAACUGUCCUCUGAUAACGGACAGCGGGUUAUAGGGGUGGGGUAUGCUGAUGCCACACUGAGAAAGUUCCAAGUCUCUGAAUUCACAGACAACGAUCAGUUCUCAAAUCUUGAGGCGCUGUUAGUGCAGCUGGGACCCAAGGAAUGCCUGGUGGCCAUGGGCGACACAGCCAGUGAGGCGGGCAAACUGAAACAGGUCCUGGAGAGAAGUGGUGUCAUGGUUACAGAGAGGAAGAGAAGUGAGUUUACAAACAAGGACAGCGUCCAGGACCUGAACAGGCUGCUCAAGAUGAAGAAAGGGGAGCAAGGCAAUGCAGCAGCUCUCGCUGAAUUAGAAAAACAGCACGCAAUGUCUUCCCUGUCGGCAGUCAUCAAGUAUCUGGAGCUACUGUCAGAUGAAAGCAACUUUGGCCAGUACUCACUGUCCACGUUUGACCUUGGUCAGUACAUGAGACUGGACACAGCGGCUGUGCGGGCAUUGAAUCUCCUGCCCAGUGCCCUGGAAGGUGGCAAUAAGAACCAGUCUGUUUUGGGUCUACUGAAUCGAUGUCGUACUGCGCAGGGUCAGAGGUUACUAGGUCACUGGGUCAAACAGCCUCUAGUGGACGUCAACAAAAUAGGUGAGCGACUGAACAUCGUUGAGGCCCUGGUGGAGGACACAGACCUGAGACAGAUGCUGUACGAGGACCAGCUGAGGAAGAUACCAGACUUCCAGAGGCUGGCAAAGAAGUUCCAGAGGAAAAGGGCAAACCUCCAGGAUGUGUACCGUGUGUACCAGGCCAUUGACAAGAUGCCGUUCCUGUUGGAGACCCUGGAGAAGACAGACCACGCACACCGAGGCCUGCUCAUGGACAUCUUCUCAAACCCACUCAAGGAGUUACUGAUGGACUUUGCUAAGUACCAGGAGAUGGUGGAGGCCACAAUGGACCUGAAUCAGGUGGACAACCACGAGUUUGUAAUCAAGGCAGACUUUGACGAGGGCUUGACUGCAUUGAAGGAGAGGAUUGACUCACUGGAAGAAAGUAUCAAGGGACAGAUUAACAAGGUGGCCAGAGAUCUGGGUCUAGAGCCCAACAAAGUGCUCAAGCUGGAGAGUAACGCACAGCUGGGAUACUACUUCCGUGUGACCUUGAAAGAGGAAAAAGUGCUAAGAAACAACAAGAACUACAUCACCAUAGAUACAAAGACCAAUGGGGUUCGCUUCCAUAACAAGGCUGUCAGAGAAUUCAACGAGGAGUAUUUGAAAGCUAAAGAAGAGUACACAGAGCAGCAGAAGAGUGUGGUGAUGGAAGUGGUCAACAUUGCAGCUGGCUACGUGGAGCCGAUGUUGGUUAUGAAUGACAUUCUCGCCCAACUGGACGUUCUGGUCAGCUUUGCCCAGAUUUCCACGUGUGCCCCGAUACCCUAUGUGAGACCGGUCAUCAGGGAGAAAGGCUCAGGAGUGAUCCGAUUGAUGGAGGCCCGGCAUCCAUGCCUAGAGAUGCAGGAUGAUAUUGCAUUCAUCCCCAACGAUGUCUCAUUUCAGAGAGAUAGAGAAAUGUUUCACAUCAUUACUGGCCCAAACAUGGGAGGAAAGUCAACCUACAUUCGCUCAGUGGGAGUGAUAGUAUUGAUGGCCCAGCUCGGCUGCUAUGUGCCCUGUAGUGAGGCAGAGAUCACAAUAGUUGACAGCGUGCUAGCCAGGGUGGGGGCCGGGGACAGCCAGCUCAAGGGAGUCUCCACGUUCAUGGCAGAGAUGCUGGAAACGGCCGCCAUUCUCAGAUCGGCCACUGACAAUUCUCUCAUAAUCAUAGAUGAACUCGGCAGAGGUACUUCAACCUAUGAUGGCUUUGGAUUGGCCUGGGCAAUUUCUGAACACAUUGCCACGAAGCUGAACUCGUUCUGUCUGUUUGCGACUCACUUCCAUGAGCUCACGGCCCUAGCUGACAAGGUGCCCACUGUGAACAAUCUCCAUGUGACCGCUCUGACCUCCAACAACACGUUGACGCUCCUGUACAAAGUGAAACCAGGUGUUUGUGACCAGAGUUUUGGAAUCCAUGUGGCAGAGCUGGCACAUUUCCCCAAGCAUGUAGUCGAGUUUGCACGUGAAAAGGCAUGUGAGCUGGAGGACUAUCAGUCUAUCAGUCUGUCUGGCACUGGAAUGGAGGGGGAGGAUGAACCCGCGGUGAAGAAACGAAAACUGGUGAAACAGGAAGGAGAACAACUCAUUGCAGACUUUUUAGCCAAGGUGAAAGCACUUCCAGUGGACAAGCUGACAGACAAAGAACUUGAAGAGAAAGUAGAAAGUUUUAAGAAGGAAAUCAAGGCCAAGAAGAAUUCUUACAUCGAGGAUAUUUUGGCACGAAAGUCUUGAGUGUGUUAUAUGUAUAUGUUGACAAUACAAACAGUACUAUAUUGUUUCUUUAUAUGGAUGUCGUUAACAAUAGGCAGGGCUUGCAUUGAUUUAAGAAAAACCAGUUUGGCUGCUGGCUUGAAAUGAUCAGUUGAAAUUCAGGGUUUACAACUGAAGGACACAGACAUUUGCACAUUCUGCGUGUUUAUUAACUUUAAUGAAAAUUUUAUGUUUUGUUAUAAAAUGAUAUACAAUUUUCAAAACAGCUCCAAUAGAAUGGAAAUGUUUUUUGUGCAUUUGAUAUUGUCAUUCUAUAAUCAUUUGCAUCAACAUCAUUAAAAGCCGAAUCCUUAUUGUCGUAAAAAAAAAAGAAAUAGCAUACAAAAUGGACCUUUUUCCGUUUCUGAUUUCUUCAUUUCAAAUAGUUUUUUGCAUGUAGGCAAAUAUUCUGUGUUGAACUGUAGGUCUUGUUUGACUGAAAUAAAUAUCUACAAAAUCA
This is a messenger RNA of Dreissena polymorpha, 3291 nucleotides long. Its product is annotated as DNA mismatch repair protein Msh2-like. Gene Ontology annotation, cellular component: MutSalpha complex; nucleus. NCBI's taxonomy places the organism in Eukaryota, Metazoa, Mollusca, Bivalvia, Myida, Dreissenidae. The record is from RefSeq and is a predicted model, not a curated record. Gene Ontology annotation, molecular function: ATP-dependent DNA damage sensor activity; ATP binding; mismatched DNA binding. Bases 24 to 2813 code for a protein of 929 amino acids. The transcript has 25 exons. Gene Ontology annotation, biological process: mismatch repair; mitotic recombination.